Molecule: messenger RNA, 2293 nt
Organism: Linum tenue
Lineage: Eukaryota; Viridiplantae; Streptophyta; Magnoliopsida; Malpighiales; Linaceae
Source: the annotation of a GenBank genome assembly
AGUUAAACACCAUUUAUGCACAUUUACAAACACUUUCCUAGUUUUGGACCCAUUUCCCCAAUCAUUAAGCCGAGUAUUUGGUACCCAGCACAGACAAAAACUCGUAGCAGCCGUCUAAAUAGUUGGCACACAACACACACUCCUUCCUUCCAAGUUUGCAUAUAUAAAAAGGCCAAGCACAACAAGCAAAGAGAAGCAAGAAACUCUGUUUUCUCAUACCUUAACUGAAGCAAUAGCAUAAGCAGUAUGGUUGGCCGUCGGAGUGCUCCCUCUGUUGCUUACUUCCUUGUGACUCAUGCUCUCUUCUUCUUGCUUGCCUGCCGCCUCUCUGCCUCGCAGCAAGCUCGGAACUACACUUUCGUCCAUGACGCGAGGACGGCGCCGGAGAUAUCGUACUACGACUACAUCAUCGUGGGAGGCGGCACGGCAGGGUGCCCGUUGGCGGCGACGCUUUCCCAAAACGCUACCGUUUUGGUCCUGGAACGCGGCGGCUCUCCUUACGGGGACCCGAACAUCACCUACUUGGCCAACUUCGGGGCUCCGCUCGCCGAUGCCUCCCCUUCUUCACCUUCCCAGCGCUUCAUCUCCGAGGACGGCGUCAUCAACGCCAGAGCCCGAGUCCUCGGCGGCGGUUCUUGCCUCAACGCCGGCUUUUACUCCCGCGCCGAAGCUGAUUACAUCAGGGAUGUGGGGUGGAACAGUGAGCUGGCGAAGCAGUCGUACGAAUGGGUGGAGAAGAAGGUGGCCUUCCAGCCACCGAUGAAGCAGUGGCAAUCCGCCGUCCGGGACGGCCUCAUUGACGCCGGCGUCUUGCCUAACAACGGCUUCACCUACGACCACAUGUAUGGCACCAAAGUUGGUGGCUCCAUUUUCGACACCGCCGGCCACCGCCAUACCGCCGCCGAUUUGCUCGACUACGCCAACCCCGAUGGCCUCACCGUGCUUCUUAAGGCCACUGCACAUAAGGUCCUCUUCCACACUAGAGGUACACAAGAAGGAAAGGCAAGGCCCACGGCCCAUGCAGUGGUGUUCAGAGACUCGACAGGAGCGAAGCACAGAGCGUAUCUGAACAGCGGAGCCCACAACGAAAUAAUCAUAUCAGCUGGGUCGUUGGGAAGCCCACAGCUCUUGAUCCUGAGCGGAGUGGGCCCAGUCGACCAGCUCAAGGCCCACAACAUUACAGUCGUACUGGACCAGCCCAUGGUCGGUCAGCUCAUGUCCGAUAAUCCCAUGAACGCCGUCUUCGUCCCUUCUCCGGUACCGGUGGAGGUUUCCCUAAUUGAGGUCGUCGGAAUCACUCAUUUCGGCAGCUACAUUGAGGCCGCCAGCGGCGCCAAUUUCGGCAGCUUCCCGGACAAUGACUACGGCCUGUUCUCUCCCAAGAUCGGUCAGCUGUCGACGCUCCCGCCAAAGCAGAGGACGCCAGAGGCCUUAGAGAGGGCAAUCUACAACAUGAGCAAGCUAGACAGGGCAGCUUUCAGAGGAGGGUUCAUCCUCGAAAAGAUCAUGGGGCCAAUCUCAACAGGGCAUUUGGAGCUAACAUCGAAGAACCCUAAUGUAAACCCAUCUGUGACAUUCAAUUACUUCAAGCACCCAGAGGACCUGGCUAGGUGCGUCCAAGGGAUGUCGACCAUAGAGAGGGUAAUUGGUUCGAAGCCAUUCUCCAAGUUCAGGUACGACACUCUGUCAGUCCCGCAGCUGCUCAACAUGACAGCAACGGCCCCCGUGAACUUGCUCCCGAGGCACAGCAAUUCGUCGGUGUCGUUGGAGCAGUUCUGCAAGGACACUGUGAUGACCAUAUGGCAUUACCAUGGAGGGUGCCAGGUUGGUGCUGUGGUUGAUCGUGAUUACAAGGUGAUAGGUGUUGAUGCUUUGAGGGUUAUCGAUGGAUCCACUUUUAAUGCCUCCCCUGGGACUAACCCGCAAGCCACUGUCAUGAUGCUUGGAAGGUAUAUGGGAGUUACUAUGUUGACUAAGAGGCUUGCAAGUGCUUAAGAAGGCUUGGAAUAAGUUCAUCAUCGUUGGGAAGCUGGCCAAGUGAUCCAUAGUAACCCUUCAAGAGAGAUUGUUUUCUGUGUUAUGCUUGUGAAAUCGAUGAACAUCUUUUCCUCCCACUUUGAAGGGGUUCAUAUAUCUAGUUCUAAUUUUCUGUUGUUGUUCUCUAUGAUAUUGGUCUUUUACUAUAUUAGUAGACAUAUAAUUAUUGAUGUCAAGAUUUAGAUUUUAUAAAUGUUUUGAGAGCACAAAGUUAAUUGUGGAGAUUUUUCGGUAUUAAUAUAGUAUCAAUAAAUAG